AUGCUGAAAUUUGCUCUUCCGUGCCUGGCUCUGUUGGCUCUUGGCAGCGCGCUGAAAAUUCACGAUUACGAGCAUGAGGAGCACGCCAAAUACGAGCCGCAGCACGAGGAGACCGAGGUGCACCAUGAGGUGGAUCAUAAGCACGCCACAUCGCAUCAGAGCGUCAAAUUCCAUCAUUAUCAUGCGGUUCCCGUCUACAUCAAGCACGAGGAUCAGCACCUGAUCAAGAAGCCCAUCGAGAUCGGCGGCACCAAGCAGAAGUUGAAGAUCCUCCACCCCAAGACCGAGCACAAUCACAACCACGGCCUGGUGCUGGAGAGCCACAGCGAAUCGCAUGUGCACGAGCACGGCCACUACGAGGAGCCAGUGCAUCAUUCCGAGCACUACGAGCACUACUCGCACCACGAGUAGGCGUGACCUCGCUAAACUCUCUGCAUAAAUUCAAUUUUUUUUUUUUUGCCAAAUAAUUUUAAAUGUUUUCUCUUAUCAGAUGAGAGCCAAUCGGAUACUUGAUUAUGUACUUAAUUUUAAGGCUUUGUUUUUUAUACAUAAUUCUACUAUUUGUGAAAUAAAA
Drosophila mojavensis is the source of this 574-nucleotide messenger RNA. Its product is annotated as histidine-rich glycoprotein. The record is from RefSeq and is a predicted model, not a curated record. Lineage: Eukaryota; Metazoa; Arthropoda; Insecta; Diptera; Drosophilidae. The transcript is spliced from 2 exons. The coding region runs from base 1 to 411 and encodes 136 amino acids.